Molecule: messenger RNA, 1667 nt
Organism: Rhizophagus irregularis DAOM 181602=DAOM 197198
Lineage: Eukaryota; Fungi; Glomeromycota; Glomeromycetes; Glomerales; Glomeraceae
Biological process (GO): signal transduction; protein phosphorylation
Cellular component (GO): cytoplasm
Molecular function (GO): protein binding; protein kinase activity; ATP binding
Source: RefSeq, a predicted model, not a curated record
UUCUGCAAAUACUUCGCAAUGAAAAAAGCGAAAGUAAUUUUAUCCUAUAUUCCGUAGAUUGCGUACAAUAUUUAAUUUUUUGUUUGUAACCCAAUGAUCGACUUUUUUUCGUCUGCUGAACAGAAAAUGUCAUAUAAUUGGAACAAUUGGAUUGAGGAAGCUAUUUUAAAUGAACACAUUAACUGUUAUGAAUAUAAAGACUUUUAUAACUUAGAAGGAAUUGGCACCGGAGGCUUCGGAAAGGUUUAUCGUGCAAACUGGAAAAAUUCUCAUAAUAUUUAUGCGUUAAAAUCUCUCAAAGACUCCGAAGCAAAAAAAUUUGUUGAUGAGCUUAAAAUUCAGCGUAAAGUAAAUGUUCAUGACAAUAUUAUAAGAUUUUAUGGCAUUACAAGAGUCGAUCAAAAUUAUAGUUCAAAAAUAUAUAUGUUGGUAAUCGAAUAUGCCGAUGGUGGUACUCUUCGAGAGUAUCUAAGAAAAAAUUCUGGAAAUCUCACUUGGAAUGAUAAAUUCAAAAUGGCAUAUCAAUUAGCUAGCGCUGUAUCAUGUUUACAUAAUUUGGGAGUUAUUCAUCGUGAUUUGCACUCCAACAACGUAUUGGUCCAUGGAAAUAACGUCAAAUUGGCUGAUUUUGGAUUAUCAAAAAAGACUGAUGAAUCAAUUACAUCACAACGAUAUGGUGUAAUUCCUUAUAUUGAUCCGAAAAAAAUCGCCAGUGAUUCAUACUCUCGAAAUGAAAAGAGCGAUAUUUAUAGUGUAGGUGUACUUCUAUGGGAGAUAUCAAGUGGUCGGCCACCUUUCGAGGGUAAAAGCGAAUACUUUUUACUUACGAAUAUUCCGAAAGGUCUUAGAGAAACACCUAUCCAAGAUACUCCUGAAGAAUAUGAAAAGAUUUAUACCGAUUGUUGGGAAUUUGAACCAGAUGAUCGUCCAACUAUCUACGACGUAGUUGAUAGAUUAGAAGCAAUUAAUAGCAAAGCCACAAAAUCUUGGAAUUCAUCACCUUCAUCACGUAAUAAUUCAUCGCCUUCAUCACGUAAUUAUUCAUCACUUUCAUCACGUGAUAAUUUAUCACAAAGUUUCAAGCAAAAAGAAUCGAAAGAUAUAGUUGAUGGAAUAGCUGCUCUUCCUUCUAAAAUAUAUGAUAAAAGAAAAAAACAGAAAAUUCUUGAUUACCUUGAAGAUAAUCAUGUGACUUCAAAAGAAAUUUUAGAUUGGCUAGAAAAUAAUCAAAAUUAUCCCAAUUCUCUUCUUGUGUUGGGAGAUUUUCAUUAUUUAGGAAUUGCAACUGAGGUUGACAAAAGAAUGGCUUGUGAAUUCUAUGAGAAAGCAGGAGAUGGAGAUGAUGGACUUAGCGUAGCUCAAUACAAUCUUGGAGUUAUUUAUGAAACUGACAAAUUAGACGACACAAUUGCAGCACUGUAUUGGUAUAAUAAAUCAGCUGAACAGGGAAAUCAUGAAGCUUGGGAAAGUUUUAAUAGAUUACGAUGUUCUUCAGGUACUAAGACUGUUAGUCCAAGUAGUAUGCAAAAAUAUGGUUCUAUGGGUAUUUUUAAUCGAUAACAUUAAAUAUUGGAAGAGAUUUGAUAAAUAUUAUAAUACCACUUAAGAUUGGUACUAAAAAUAUAGAUACAUUAUUUGGCGCGUCUCGUUAUAAUAAAUCUGGUUUU